This is a messenger RNA of Tarenaya hassleriana, 2274 nucleotides long. RefSeq names its product phosphoribosylaminoimidazole carboxylase, chloroplastic. Gene Ontology annotation, cellular component: chloroplast. Gene Ontology annotation, biological process: 'de novo' IMP biosynthetic process. Gene Ontology annotation, molecular function: ATP binding; metal ion binding; phosphoribosylaminoimidazole carboxylase activity. The record is from RefSeq and is a predicted model, not a curated record. The coding region runs from base 39 to 1976 and encodes 645 amino acids. The transcript is spliced from 16 exons. Lineage: Eukaryota; Viridiplantae; Streptophyta; Magnoliopsida; Brassicales; Cleomaceae.
GCAAAGAUUCUCUUUUCCAGACAGUGGAGGGAAAAAAGAUGAUUCUGAAGCAGAGCUCCGCAGCAAUAUCCGUCGCCGGAAAAUCUGAUCCCAUCUUACGUUCUUCGCCUUCUGCUUCUCGAGUCGGGCUUUCUCCGGCGAGAAGAGUCCGCCCUUGCCGGGGUUCCUUCAUGGAGAAGCCGCAUAACCUUCAUUCUUCACCGUCGACGAGAUUCAAUCCGGUGUUGGCUUGUCGGGCCACGGCGACGCGUCGCUCUGACGGGAAAUUUCCGAUCAGCGAGAGGAAAGAGGACACGCCCGUUCAUGGACUAUCAGAGAUGAUUGUUGGGGUCCUUGGGGGUGGACAAUUGGGCCGCAUGCUUUGUGAAGCAGCUUCUCAAAUGGCUAUCAAAGUGAUGGUUUUAGACCCUUCUGAGAAUUGCCCGGCUAGCGCAUUGUCUUACAGUCACAUGGUUGGAAGCUUUGACAACAGUGCAACGGUUAAAGAGUUUGCAAAAAGAUGUGGAGUUUUGACUGUGGAGAUUGAACAUGUUGAUGUGGAAACACUAGAAAAACUCGAGCAACAAGGAGUGGAUUGCCAACCUAAAGCCUCAACUAUCCGGAUUAUCCAGGAUAAAUAUAUGCAAAAAGUUCAUUUUUCUCAGCAUGGCAUCCCGCUUCCUGAGUUUAUGCAGAUAGAUGAUAUGGAAGGAGCAAAAAGAGCAGGUGAAACUUUUGGAUACCCUCUUAUGAUCAAGAGCAAACGAUUGGCAUAUGAUGGGCGUGGAAAUGCAGUUGCCAAAAGUGAAAAUGAGCUUUCUUAUGCUGUAACUGCCCUUGGAGGUUUUGACCGUGGUUUGUACGUGGAGAAAUGGGCACCAUUUGUGAAGGAGUUGGCUGUUAUUGUCGCUAGGGGAAGGGAUGGUUCCAUGGUUUGUUAUCCUGUUGUUGAAACUAUCCACAGGGAGAACAUAUGCCACAUAGUUAAAGCGCCUGCUGAUGUGCCCUGGAAGAUUAAGGAACUUGCAACUGAUGUUGCUCAAAAGGCUGUUGGUUCUUUAGAUGGUGCUGGUGUUUUUGCAGUUGAGUUGUUCUUGACAAAGGAUUGUCAGAUUUUGCUAAACGAGGUUGCACCUAGACCGCACAAUAGUGGCCAUCAUACAAUUGAGUCAUGUUAUACUUCACAAUAUGAACAACACUUGCGGGCUGUGGUCGGUCUUCCACUGGGUGACCCAUCGAUGAAAACUCCGGCUGCCAUUAUGUACAACAUGCUGGGUGAAGAGGACGGAGAAGCCGGUUUCAAUUUGGCUCAUAAUCUUAUAGGAAGGGCUCUGAGUAUUAGAGGGGCAACUGUACAUUGGUAUGACAAGCCAGAAAUGAGAAAGCAACGGAAGAUGGGUCACAUUACCCUUGUUGGACCUUCUUUGGGUGUUGUAGAGCAAAGGCUGCAAUGCAUGUUAAACGAAGAAAGUGAUGAAACAGCAGAGACGCCUCGUGUCGGGAUCAUAAUGGGUUCGGAUUCGGAUCUUCCUGUGAUGAAGGAUGCAGCCAAAAUUCUCAGCACGUUCGGUGUGACCCACGAGGUGAGGAUAGUUUCAGCUCAUCGAACCCCCGAGUUGAUGUUCUCAUACGCAACUUCAGCUUGUAGCCGAGGAGUUCAGGUCAUAAUUGCCGGCGCUGGUGGUGCGGCUCACUUGCCAGGAAUGGUCGCUUCACUUACUCCUUUGCCUGUGAUCGGAGUUCCUGUACGUGCGACCCGAUUAGAUGGUGUUGAUUCACUUCUCUCCAUCGUUCAGAUGCCAAGGGGUGUCCCAGUUGCAACAGUUGCGAUAAACAACGCCACCAACGCAGCUUUGCUCGCUGUCCGGAUGUUGGGAAUUUCCGAUUCUGACCUUAUCUCCAGGAUGAGCCAAUACCAAGAAGACAUGAGAGCAGAGAACAUGGUUAAAGGCGAGAGGCUUGAAACUGAAGGUUGGGAAUCAUACUUGAACCAUUGAAUUUUCCGGUACGUUUUCUCGCCGGAAAAUGUUCACCCUACAAGUCAGAAUCGGUUUCUUCUCCAGUUAUCAAGACUCGGAACGAUUCUUGACUUCAUUUUUGCAGCCAGGAAAGUUCUCAAAGAGUGAGCAACAUAAACCGGAAGCAAAACUUCCGGUUUUCGAGUUAUCCUUGACCGAUGAUUGUAUCGAUAGUUCUUUUUUUGGGUUUAGUUCCCUGGAUUUUGUCUUCCGGUUUAACUUUCGAAUUUCAAAUGGAUAUUUGAUUAAUUGAGAAUAAAUAUGAAUUGCUUACUUA